Girardinichthys multiradiatus is the source of this 1875-nucleotide messenger RNA. RefSeq names its product ankyrin repeat and sterile alpha motif domain containing 4B (gene anks4b). Lineage: Eukaryota; Metazoa; Chordata; Actinopteri; Cyprinodontiformes; Goodeidae. Gene Ontology annotation, molecular function: protein binding. The coding region runs from base 167 to 1465 and encodes 432 amino acids. The transcript is spliced from 2 exons. The record is from RefSeq and is a predicted model, not a curated record.
AUGCAGCUGUCAGCAGGGAGCUGGACUUUGCUUUUGUUUUAUUGCUAAGCAGCUCGCACACCCAGUGAUCACUUUGUGUGCUCGGGUCCACAGUCGCCAUCACUCAUUUGACACGAGUGAAGGGCAAAAACAGGAGAAAUAGCAGGAUUCUGAAAAGUUUUCAAAGAUGUCUCGGUACCACAAGGCAGCGAUUGAUGGCAACGUAGACCUGUUGAAGGAGGCCACAAGGAAGCACCUGAACACUGCUGAUGACGAUGGCAUGACUCCCACCCUGCUGGCUGCUUUUCACGGACACGUUGAGGCUCUUCAGCUCAUAUGCAGCAGAGAAGGAGAUCCCAACAAGAGUGACAUCUGGGGAAAUACUCCGCUACACCACGCAGCUGCUAACGGCCACAUGCAGAUCAUCAGCUUUCUGGUUAACUUUGGAGCCAACCUAUUUGCCCUGGACAAUGAUUUCCACACAGCUAUGGAUGUUGCUGCUUCUCGUGGCCACAUGGAGUGUGUGCGCUUCCUAGAUGACGCUGCCUCACAGCAAACCAACCAAAACCCAAAAAAGGUUGCCAACAUCAAGAAGGAGGCCCAGAAAGAGGCAGAGAGACGAGUGAAACUCUGUGAGAAGGUGAAGAAGAAGCACCAAGACAAGAUGGAUAGAAUACACCGCGGAGGAAGCAUGAAUGGGUCGGUUUCAGAGGCGAGCAUGGGGUCAGCGUUCUCAGAUGGCGGCACUAUGAGCGGUGUCAAUGAACAAUUCUCCAAGCUUAUUGCCGCAGACAAAUCUGGCUCUCUUACGGCUAGGGUUAAAGGCACUAUCCAGAAGAUGGGGAAGAAAGAGAAAGGUACAUUGCAGAGAUCAGGGUCAGAUGGGAAUGUUAUCUUCCGCAAACAGGAGAAUGAAUCCUCUGAUAAACCAGAGUUUCUAGAUGUCUUUGACGAACAAGAGGAGAAUGACUUGGUCAGCGGAGAGAUGGAGGGAUAUGAAGAUGACGACAUUAGAAACGAGCCAAGCCAAGUCAAACAAUCCAUCUUUAACCGACCUGGCUUUGGAGGCCUGAUUUUCAUGAAGAAGAUGAACAUGGAGGCGGAGGAUAUAGUUCCCACUGGAAAUAAUGAAAAUCUUGGCUACCUUGUUGAGAACCAGUUGUUUGAGGCAGAUGAAGAUGCUGCCGGCUAUGGGGAUGCAGGCGAUGGUGACCUUCCUUGGGAUCAAGAAGAUCUGGGACUGGAUGAUGAUGAGGAUGGGGAAAACUCUCCUUUGGAGGUUUUCUUGUCUGCCAUCUCCUUGCCAGAAUUUGCCCCCUCUUUCAAAAGAGAGCACUUGGACUUGGAAGCACUCUUGCUUUGCUCUGAUGAUGACCUUAAAGGCAUUCGCAUCCAGUUGGGACCCAGGAAGAAGAUCUUGGAAGCUGUAGCUCGCAGAACAAAGGCAAUGGAUAACCCUGGUACCAUUAAGGACAGCAGCUUGUGAUCUACAUAUCCACCACAUUCAAAUCCUUUUGUUGUUGAGUAAAAUUAAGUCUGCACAUUUUGUUGAGUUUGAUUUUGUGUACUGCACAAAGGUGAUUCUGCAAACUCUUCCCAUGAACACUUUUCACAUUUUAAAAGCAAUGAAAAGCAUUGUACAGUCAUUUAUACACAAUACCCAGUGUGUAUUUUAGUUAAAUUCUCUAUAAAUAGUAAAUGGAUUGGUAAUCGCCCUGUACUAGUUUCGAUAAGUCAGCAUUAAGUUUAUUAAGACUGAUCUAACAGAUACAUAAAUGAUCUGUUAUACGUCAUAAUUUUCAGGGGUUGAGUUUGAAUGUUUGAGGUGCACUCAAUCAUACUUCCUUUAACCAUUUUUGACCAUUUUACCAAUAAACAAGACAUGUAUGCAAAUAA